CCUAUAGUAAAAUAAAGAUUAAUUCAAUUAAAAACUUCAAUAAUUAUAUUAGUAUAUAUACUCUAUAGCUAGACCCUAUGGAACUUAUUAGCUUAGAAAAUUAUAUACAACUCUUAGAGCAAUUUGCUAAUAGAGAGUUGUUAACUCCACAAGAAGCGUCCAAAAUUCAACUUAUUACAACCGAAUUAUUAGUUGAUCAUUAUGUUGAUUAUAGAUUAUUAAAAUUUUUAAGUAGAUUUUUAACAGAUAGAGCUUAUGAUGAUAUUGUUGAAGAAAGAAAUAUAGAACAUUUAUGUGGUUAUAUAAUUUGUGAUAAAACUCCAAAACAACUGGUUCGUCGCUUAUCUACUAAUAGUAAUGGUACUAUACCGGCUUCAUUAAAAGAUCCUGGGGUAUCAACAAAAUUUCAAAUUUAUAAUAGGAAACCAUCAAUUAUACUUCCAAAUACUUAUUUGUCUCAAUAUUGUUGUAAAGAACAUUAUCAAGCAUCUAUAUUUUAUAGAAAUCAAUUAUCAAGUGAAGCAGUAUUUGCAAGAAAUGAUAUAAUGAUUGUACCGCCGUUUUCAAAAGAUGCUCCUUCAACAUGGUAUGAAAAUGGAAUUACUUGUCUAGAAGAAGUAUUAGCAAAACAUCGAGAACUUAAAGAUCAAGGUAAAAGUUUAUCUGAUGUAAUUGCAAUGAUGAGUGGAUUAUCAGUAUCAGAUUAUGAUUCUCAAAAGGAUGCUAAUCAUUUAAUAAAAUUAAUUCAAGAUUUUGAAAUAGUAGAGAAAGAAGGUAAUUUAAUUGGAGAUGCUGAUGAAGAAAAUGAAUUUGAUGAAAAUAGUAAAGAAGAAUUAUCUAGUGCUGUUGAAGGUUAUAUAACUAGUAAUAAGAGUUUUGGAGGUUAUGUCGUAUAAAUGGGUUAUUAUUUUUGUACAUUAUAAUG
Messenger RNA from Scheffersomyces amazonensis, 925 nucleotides. Its product is annotated as RNA polymerase II subunit B1 CTD phosphatase. The coding region runs from base 78 to 896 and encodes 272 amino acids. Gene Ontology annotation, cellular component: cytoplasm; nucleus. The record is from RefSeq and is a predicted model, not a curated record. NCBI's taxonomy places the organism in Eukaryota, Fungi, Ascomycota, Pichiomycetes, Serinales, Debaryomycetaceae. Gene Ontology annotation, molecular function: RNA polymerase core enzyme binding; RNA polymerase II CTD heptapeptide repeat phosphatase activity. The transcript has a single exon.